This is a messenger RNA of Fundulus heteroclitus (mummichog), 3091 nucleotides long. RefSeq lists its product as uncharacterized. NCBI's taxonomy places the organism in Eukaryota, Metazoa, Chordata, Actinopteri, Cyprinodontiformes, Fundulidae. The record is from RefSeq and is a predicted model, not a curated record. Bases 820 to 2955 code for a protein of 711 amino acids. The transcript has 5 exons.
UUCACUGCAGCUUCAUGCUGUAAAACAAAGUUUUAAACAUCAUGCUAUCCUGAUCCAGCCUGAGAGCAGCUCAUUGUCUGAAGUUCUUGUUAAUUGGUAAAUAAACGGCCGUCCUUCAUGUCUUCUCCAAACUGUGUAGAGUUCUGAGGGACAACCUGCACCAACCUCAGAAACAUCUAAACAUGCAGCAUGUUACCUUCAGAGCCAUGCAGCGUCUGCACAGGAAAUCCUGCUGGCAGCAGCAUGGAGACAUCUUUUAGCUGGUAGCUGCAUCUGGAUGUGGUCCAGGAGGGUCCUGGCAGGUGGAAGCCCAGGGAGGGGAGCCAUCAUGGGGGAAGGGUGGAGCAUCAUGGUGGCUGGUGUUUAGUGAUGGAGGAAAGCUCAGCAGGACCAUGACUGUCUUAGUACUGACAGUUUAUAUCUUCAAACCUGCUUCCAUCUUCCAGAUUCUGAUUGGUUCUGAUUCUCCUGCAGAGAAAAUGUGUCUUUUAGCUUAAAAGUCACUAAUAGCAUUUUAUAAAACAUCUUCCUGGCUUCAGUUUCCAUUGUAAUAAUGAUGAAUUUCUAUCAUCGUCGGUUAGAGAAGGUCUCUGCAACCAGCAGUAGUCGCACCGUCUCUGAACGCUUAUUUAGGGAAAUUAGCAACUGUUGAUCCCGUUGAACCGUAAUUCUGGGUGAAACAAAGAGAACUUCACUUCAUCUGUUGCUCUAAUUUUAAUAUGAGCUUAUUUUACAUUUCUAUAAUAUUCAAAUAAGCUUAUCUUCCAGCUCCGCUGGUAGUUAAAUACCAGGAUUUCACCGCUUGCUUCUCAGUCUGCCAUGGCUCUUCGAGACUCUGGGAGGAAGGAGGACAAAAUGAAAACUCUGCAGCUGUUGAUCAUCUUCAGCCUCUUCAUCCUCACCAAGGAGUUCGAGGUGAAGACAGAUGAUCUGGAGAACUUGAGUCUAGAUGUUGGUGGAUUUCAUCUGUUCAGAGGCUUGACUGAUCUCCGCUCCAGUGAACAUCUUCUCCUCUCCUCAGGAACCAGUUUGGACCAGAAUCCUUUGAGUUUACAUGAUGGGUGUGGAAACUUCUCUGCUUGGGUCACCAGCAGUAAGCAGAACUUCGUCACCUUCUGGGCCAAAAUCAAGGAAAGGCAGACAGAAAAUGGGCUGCUAACUUCUGCUGAGACCUUAGAGAGCUGCAGACAAAACUUUAGGAUUUUGUCUGAUAAUGAAAGUAACAAUGGAAGAUUUGGGAAAAACAACCCGGUUUGCAGCUCCAGAACCUCUCAGAGAGCAGAUGAGCCCAUCGUAGAGUUUGACCAGCAGCAGAUCCUGAUGUUAGAAGAUGAUGAGGUGGUGAGAAGAGCUGCAGCUUCUCUUUAUGACAAACAUCCAACAGUUAGUUCAGUUCAGCUUGUUGGUCCCCAGCAGAGGCUUCAACAGGUCAAAGGUCAAGCCCUGGUUCUGUCAGAACACAGCAGCCUGGUUCUGGUGGGCCAUGGAGCCAGAGACCAUUCAGGAGAGAUGAGAGUAUCAGGCUACAGCUACCAAGAUGUGGCCAGGAUCAUCCAAAGCGUCUCCAGGACCAGUGACAAGAUCCAGACUACUACAGUUCUGGCCUGUGACGCCGGAUCGGACCGCCGGUUCAGAGAAGCUCUGCUGAAGAAGCUCCAUGAAGCCGGCAUUGAGACGGAGUUACACCUGUGGACCGCUGUGGUCCAGGUCACAGAGACAGGAGAGGUCAUCAGUCAGGACGUCUCUGCAGGUGGAGCCCAGUGGAGAUCUGAAGAUCAGACCAAGAAGGUGGUUCUGACUGUUGGCAGGAAGGGAGAGAUACGGAGGAAGAAGUCGGACCGCACCGGAUACCAGGUUCUCACCAAUCAAACAAAUCUUCUCGCUCCACAAAACUACAGAGAAAGCUGGCCAAAUGAACCAAAAUUAUUUAUUAACCCAAGUAUUUUUGUGGCUGUUGACCAAAACAAUGUUGAAGGUUUAGAAAAGGAUUUUAGGAUUCUUGAGGCCUUGACCUGGGGUCUGUUUCAUUUAGAACAAGAUCCAGAACUAAAGAGAUGCGAAUUCAACAACCAUGAGGGCUUGCCUUAUCAUUUUGUCUUUGGAGAUGCAACAACUAGUCGUGUUGAAGGAAACACCAUGGAGGAGAAGAUCAGACAGGUUCUUCAGAGGUGUUAUGUGAUCAACUCGGGAAGACAAAUCAGGAACGUCAUCCGUCACUAUGCAAAGGAUGGAGAAGAUGAGACCACAUACCUGAUGGUCGCUAACUGGAUAUUUGAAAUUAAUCCUGAAACGUUGUAUGUGACCCCAGCUGGAAAACGUUUGAUUGACCAGGCAGAGCUCCAGAACGUAAAGAAGCUGAUUGAUUCCCAGAAUAAGGUUAACAAAGAAAGUUACGGUAACAUACAAGGCGGAGUUGAGAAAACAGACUUAAAGAAAAAUUAUGGUCGUUUUAUCAGGAGUUUAUUUUUAGGACAGUCUGUAGCAUUAAAACAGGGGACUAAAAACUUUUUCUCUGCUUGGUAUUUCACAGCUUCAAACAUCAUAGAAUCAGUCAGAAAUUUCCGAACAUUUCCAUUAGUCCUCAUGGCUAUGGAUAUGGAGGAAAGGUACAUUGAAGGGAGGCCAGAUUUCUGGUUUAAUCAACAUUCGAUGGCAAGAGGAGGAAGCUGGAUUGAUGAAACCAGGCGAGGAUUCAGCGGCGCAGCGACGCCUUCUGAUGGAGAAAUGACCAAAGCUCAGAGAGACAACAUUGUUGAAGUACUCAAACUAGAACAUCUCGUGUUUAAGAAAUGGGAGGAAUCUCUUGGAGAAGCUAAUAAACUGAGGGAGAUGAGUAGGGUUGCCAUGCAUUAUCAUGUAUUAGAGGAUUUUCAAGGUAAAUGCUUAGAUUUCAUGAAUCAGGUGAACCCUGAAAACCCCUCUGGAGCUGAACCUUCUGCCUCUGGAAGCGGAUGAGCUGUUGGGUCUCAGGGCUUCAGUCGGUCCAGAAACAUCUUCAUCCUUUUAAAAUAUCUCUCUAACUCCAUGUCAGAUGUUCUGCAUCAUUUGCUGACGUUGUCUCUUUCCAACAUGAAAUAAAAGCUUGAAGUUU